Messenger RNA from Trichosurus vulpecula (common brushtail), 747 nucleotides. Its product is annotated as EF-hand domain-containing protein D1-like. Gene Ontology annotation, molecular function: calcium ion sensor activity. The transcript has a single exon. The coding region runs from base 1 to 747 and encodes 248 amino acids. NCBI's taxonomy places the organism in Eukaryota, Metazoa, Chordata, Mammalia, Diprotodontia, Phalangeridae. The record is from RefSeq and is a predicted model, not a curated record. Gene Ontology annotation, cellular component: mitochondrial inner membrane.
AUGGCCACCCAGGAGCUUGCCCUGAAGCUGCAGCUGCGGCUGAGGCUGGAGCAGGAGUCCGAGGCCGUCCAAGGGCCGCAACAGAACGGCCCGGACGGGGAGGACUGCAGAGUGCGGUCGGAGCCCGCGCGAGGCCAGAGCCCGGGCCGCUCGACCUCCGGGGAGGAGCAGCCGGUCAAGGAACUCACGGCCAACGCUGACUGGGAGCUGAAGGCUCAGCUGAGCCGCAACGAAAGCAUCCACGAGGGCACGGCGCGGCGCAGGCCCACCAAGGUCUUCAAACCCUACACCGAGUUCCCGGAGUUCAGCCGCCAGCAGAACAAGGACAUGGAGAGCCUCUUCCGACCGUAUGAUUCUGGUAAGGUUGGCUACAUCGAUCUGAUGCAACUGAAACUGAUGAUGGAGAAGCUGGGAGCCCACCAGACCCACCUGGGGCUUAAGAACAUGAUCGAGGAGGUGGAUGAGGACCUAGACAGCAAGCUGAGCUUUCAAGAGUUUCUGCUGGUUUUCCACAAGGCCGCCGCAGGGGAACUGGGGGACAGUGGCUUGAUGAUUCUGGCAAAGCUCUCGGAGAUCAAUGUGGCCAUGGAAGGAGUGAAAAGGGCCAAGAACUUUUUCGAAGCCAAGGUCCAUGCCUUGUCUGUGACCAGCAGAUUUGAAGCUGAGCAGAUGGCCAGAAAACAGGAGAAGCAGAGGAAACACCGGAGGGCUCUUUUCCGAGAGUACCAAGCGUCCUUCUCUCAGUAA